Messenger RNA from Oppiella nova, 299 nucleotides. Lineage: Eukaryota; Metazoa; Arthropoda; Arachnida; Sarcoptiformes; Oppiidae. The record is from the annotation of a GenBank genome assembly.
AAUAGCCAGAGAUAGCUCAAGCCAUGAGUGCCAGCAACGAGACGAGCAAUUUAUGUCAAAAGUUUCGUAAAAGUCUGUCCAUUACUAACAGUCUCUCCAAAUACUUAUGGAAACCCAAUUACAAUGACUAUACGGAAGAGAUAUCGGAGACGAGAACUAAUUGGAAGAGUGAGGCGUCAAAAGCCCACUUCAUAUCGGGUGUACUGUUAGGUAAUGGGGCUCUGAAUCUGGUUUUCUCUCAUUUGCCGAAACGAGUGCUGAAAUUGUUGGAAAUGAUUGGCUUUUCCGGCGACAGAUCG